CACACUCGUUAACACUUUAAGCCGAACGAAGAAACAAAAGAGUCUCACACACAGUGUGAAAACCCCCAAAUCGAUCAGAUGCAAGAUUUCUUCGGCUCCGUUCGCCGAUCUCUCGUCUUCCGUCCUCCCGGCGAUGAAGACAACCAGGAGAAUCAGCCUCCGUUCCCCGGCGCUCUCGCCGAUAAGAUCACCUCCUGCAUCCGCAAAUCCAGGGCUCUCAUCAAACCCUCCUCUUCCCCGCCGCCUCACCCUCCUUCCGCCGCAGAUACGCCGCCUCCGAUUUCGUGGAGGAAAGGUCAGUUAAUCGGCCGCGGCGCGUUCGGUACGGUGUACAUGGGGAUGAAUCUCGAUUCCGGGGAGCUUCUCGCCGUCAAACAGGUUCUGAUUGCUUCCAAUUAUGCUUCCAAGGAAAAAACUCAGGCUCAUAUUCAGGAGCUUGAAGAAGAAGUUAAGCUUCUCAAAAAUCUCUCCCAUCCAAAUAUAGUUAGAUAUUUGGGCACUGUGAGAGAAGAUGACACUCUGAAUAUUCUUCUCGAGUUUGUUUCCGGUGGAUCUAUAUCUUCGCUCUUGGAGAAAUUCGGACCUUUUCCUGAAUCAGUUGUACGGACAUACACAAAACAGCUGCUUGUUGGGUUGGAGUACCUUCACAAUCAUGCAAUUAUGCACAGAGACAUUAAGGGCGCUAAUAUCCUUGUGGAUAACAAAGGAGGCAUUAAACUUGCUGAUUUUGGUGCAUCCAAACAAGUAGCUGAGUUGGCUACAAUCUCUGGUGCAAAAUCUAUGAAAGGGACACCCUAUUGGAUGGCUCCGGAAGUUAUUCUUCAAACUGGACAUAGCUUCUCUGCUGAUAUAUGGAGCGUGGGCUGUACAGUUAUUGAAAUGGUUACUGGAAAGGCUCCUUGGAGUCAACAGUACAAAGAGGUUGCUGCUAUCUUCUUCAUCGGAACAACAAAAUCACAUCCUCCAAUACCUGAUACUCUCUCCUCUGAUGCAAAAGACUUUCUGCUUAAGUGUCUACAGGAGGAGCCAAAAAUGCGGCCAACGGCAUCUGAGCUACUAAAGCAUCCCUUUGUUACGGGAAAACACAAGCAAUCUGCUUCAACUGAUCUUGAUUCUGUCAUGAACAAUGGUAGUACUCCUACACUAUCACAGUUAACUAACACUAAGUGCUCUCCCAAUUCUACAUGCAACGAUGUAGGAGACAUGUGUAACUUGGGCAGUCUGAACUAUUCACUUGCAUCUCCUUUGAAAUCAAUCCAAAACAACAAUUUCUGGCAACAAAAUGAUAAUGGAGGCGAAGAAGACGAUAUGUGUUUGAUUGAUGAUGACAAUUUUUUGACAUUUAAUGGAGAGACAGGACCUAUCCUUGAAAAUAAUAGUGAUCUGAAGAAGAGCUGUGAUGCCACAAGUGAUAUGUCCAAUGCUUUGAACCCCAAUUUUGACGAAAGUCCACGUAAUGGAGAGAAAGAGACGAAAAUGAGCAUGGAAGUUGACCAACCUUCAUACUCAGAAGAUGACGAGGAGCUGACGGAAUCAAGAAUUAAAGCUUUCUUAGAUGAAAAGGCUGCAGACCUAAAGAAGUUACAGACGCCUCUAUAUGAAGAAUACUACAACAAUUUGAUCACAUGCUCUCCCAAUGGCAUGGAGAGUAACGUAAGUAGCAGUAAAAGAGAGGACACUGCUCGUGGUUUCCUGAAACUGCCUCCAAAAAGCAGGUCACCGAGUCGGGGUCCUCUUGGUGGUUCACCCUCGAGAGCAACAGACACAGUUACUUGUACUAAGAGCCCAGGAAGUGGAAGUAGUCGUGAAGUGAAUAUGAACGAUGGAGGUGAUGAAGCUUCGCAGGAUGGUGUACCAGCCCGAGUCAGUGACUGGAGGGGUCUUAUUGUUGACACUGAACAGGAAUCAAAGAGCCAGAGUGCUGCUUUGUCGGAGAUAGAGAAGAAGUGGAAGGAAGAGCUUGAUCAAGAACUAGAAAGAAAGCGACAAGAGAUCAUGCGCCAGGCAGGGACGGGAUCAUCCCCAAGAGACAGAAGCUUGAGCCGACACAGAGAGAAAUCGAGGUUUGCAUCUCCAGGAAAAUGACAUGUACAAAAAGCUCCAUGUCUCUCCUGCUAUAUUUUUACGGGCAAGACUUGCCAGAAACAGGCCCAGAUGGUCUUGAUCCUCGGCUUUCGAUUUUUCAUUGCUCAACUAGUAUAUAUAUGUAUGUGACUCUUGUUUUGGAGUAUACUUGAGGUUUGGUCUGAAUAUAUGAUUCUGAAAUGCUCUUUAAAUGUACUAGAUCUAUGUAAUCUGAAGAGUGUUGGGUGCA
This is a messenger RNA of Brassica oleracea var. oleracea, 2314 nucleotides long. RefSeq names its product mitogen-activated protein kinase kinase kinase ANP1. Gene Ontology annotation, molecular function: protein kinase activity; ATP binding. The transcript is spliced from 17 exons. Gene Ontology annotation, biological process: protein phosphorylation. The record is from RefSeq and is a predicted model, not a curated record. Lineage: Eukaryota; Viridiplantae; Streptophyta; Magnoliopsida; Brassicales; Brassicaceae. The coding region runs from base 79 to 2085 and encodes 668 amino acids.